This is a messenger RNA of Zasmidium cellare ATCC 36951, 837 nucleotides long. RefSeq lists its product as uncharacterized. The transcript has a single exon. Lineage: Eukaryota; Fungi; Ascomycota; Dothideomycetes; Mycosphaerellales; Mycosphaerellaceae. The record is from RefSeq and is a predicted model, not a curated record. The coding region runs from base 1 to 837 and encodes 278 amino acids.
AUGGCGAACAUCACGGAGUCAUGGGAGCUGGAAAGAGACGACGAGACCAUACAUAUGUACCGGCAUGGCGUUGAUGUCAAAGUCGUCCUUGCUCGUCCAAAGAAGGGAAACGUCCUGACCACGAAGAUGGUAAAAGACUUGACCGCUAUCUACAAGCAAGGAGCGAAAGACCAGAAAAUUUUCAGAAUAUUGUUGACAGCGGAAGGGAAGUACUUCUGCGCAGGGAUGGACCUAGGUGCAGAAGGAGGCGUGCUGGACGAUGAUCAAGAAGCAAAACAACGGCAGUGGACGCUUCUACAAAAUCUCUUCGAAGCAAUUGACACCUCUCCUAAAGUGACGAUUGCUUUGAUCAAUGGACCGGCUUUCGGAGCAGGCAUUGGUCUGGAGUUUGCUUGCGAUAUUCGAAUUGCUGCUGAGGACGCAACUUUCAACAUCAGUGAAGCCAAGGUUGGACUGACUCCUGCUGCCAUCAUGAAAUGGGUACUACGCGAAUGGGGCGUCUCAAGGGGUCGGGAGGCAAUGCUUACCGCACGUCCAGUCAAGGCAGGAGAACUUGUGAAUUCAGGGGUUAUACAUGCCGUGGUCCACGAUGCAGCUGGACAUGAUGCGGCAGUAGAAGAGUAUCUCAGGUACCUUGAUGCUUGCGGGCCAGAGGCUCUCGCCGCCAUCAAGAAGAUUACCCGGCAGCAAGAGAGUGAACGAAAUGGCCUGAUCAAAUCAACCUACGAUUCCAUGAUGAAGCCAUCCAGCGAGGCAAGACAUGGUGUCCAGUCAUUCCACGAGAGACGAGCUCCAAACUGGCAAGGAUACCAUGCAAACAGCAAAGGAAAACUUUGA